AACAAUUGAAAUGCAUAUUUGACACCGCACGUGGAGAACAAAUGUUAAACGAAAAUAAAGCAGACGCAAUUGAAAAAUAAAAUAUAUCCCUGAAUAGAAAAUACGUAAGCAUGGAGCUGGAAAAUAUUGAAGUGGAUGCCUUUAUGCCCGCUAAGAAGGCACAAAAGCGCAGCGCUAAUGCAAGUAAUCAAGAUGAGGAAAUGCAGGUGGACGCUGCAACAGGCAUCGAAGCCAAGGAACGUUCAAGCCAUGGGCAGGCGCCACCAAAGGCCAAAAGGAUACGUAGCGAGCUGCGCAAGGUAUCCGUGCCACCACACAGAUACAGCUCACUCAAAGAACAAUGGAUGAAAAUCUUCACGCCGGUAGUGGAGCAUAUGAAACUGCAAAUCCGCUUCAACAUGAAGGCACGUCAAGUGGAGCUGCGCAUUGGACCCGAAACUCCAGAUAUAUCGAAUUUGCAAAGAGGUGCUGACUUUGUCAAAGCAUUCCUGUGCGGCUUUGAGGUGGACGAUGCUUUGGCACUGCUCCGUUUGGAGGAUCUCUUCAUAGAGACGUUUGAGAUCAAGGAUGUGAAGACGCUGCGCGGCGAUCAUCAAUCCCGUGCCAUUGGCCGCCUCGCUGGCAAGGGUGGACGCACGAAAUUCACCAUCGAGAAUGUGACCAAAACUCGAAUUGUGCUCGCUGAUAGCAAGAUCCAUAUACUGGGAAGCUAUCAGAAUAUUCAGCUGGCACGCCGCGCCAUUUGCAACCUGAUCCUUGGCUCGCCGCCAAGCAAAGUUUAUGGCAAUCUGCGAGCCGUUGCGUCUCGCCUCUCGGAACGCAUGUAAAGGCUGUGAUCAUAGGGCCACACUGGGAGGGCCUAGGAUGGACCUAGACUACAAUU
Messenger RNA from Drosophila hydei, 883 nucleotides. Its product is annotated as RNA-binding protein pno1. Lineage: Eukaryota; Metazoa; Arthropoda; Insecta; Diptera; Drosophilidae. The coding region runs from base 111 to 827 and encodes 238 amino acids. Gene Ontology annotation, molecular function: RNA binding. The record is from RefSeq and is a predicted model, not a curated record. Gene Ontology annotation, cellular component: nucleolus. The transcript has a single exon.